Messenger RNA from Coffea eugenioides, 1545 nucleotides. RefSeq names its product beta-glucosidase 12-like. Gene Ontology annotation, molecular function: beta-glucosidase activity. The coding region runs from base 1 to 1545 and encodes 514 amino acids. Gene Ontology annotation, biological process: carbohydrate metabolic process. The record is from RefSeq and is a predicted model, not a curated record. The transcript is spliced from 12 exons. Lineage: Eukaryota; Viridiplantae; Streptophyta; Magnoliopsida; Gentianales; Rubiaceae.
AUGGAAUUCCUGACUCGCCUUAUUCUUCUAUGCCUCUUGUUUCUUGCAAAGGUAAAUGCAACCGAUUACAGUUCUGAACCUUUUUCUCCUAUAUAUCAGAUAGGUAAGUUCAAUAGAAGUAGUUUUCCUACCGGGUUUUUAUUUGGGGCGUCAUCUUCAGCUUAUCAGAUUGAAGGUGCAUGGAAUCUUGACGGCAAAGGACCUAGCAUUUGGGAUACCUUCACACAUAAAUUUCCAGAGAAGAUAAAGGACCAUAACAAUGGAGAUGUGGCAACAGAUUCUUACCAUCUCUAUAAGGAAGAUGUUAGGGUUUUGAAGGAAAUGAGCAUGGACUCUUAUCGCUUUUCAAUUUCUUGGUCAAGAAUCUUACCACGUGGAAGAUUAAGUGGAGGUGUGAACGAGAAAGGAAUUCAGUACUACAACAACCUCAUAGAUUACCUUCUUAUGAAUGGUAUAUUGCCAACCGCGACUCUUUUUCACUGGGAUCUUCCUCAAGCCUUAGAAGAUGAGUAUAGCGGAUUUUUAAGUCCUUUGAUUGUGAAUGAUUUUCAUGACUUCGCAAAUCUUUGCUUUGAGAGAUUCGGUGAUCGAGUAAAACAAUGGAUUACCUUCAAUGAGCCAGCUUACUUCAGUCAAUUUGGUUAUGAUAUGGGGAUACAUGCACCAGGUCGUUGUUCUUCUUGGAUGAACAACAAUUGCACUGGUGGAGACUCCAGCACUGAACCAUAUAUCGUUUCGCAUCAUCAACUUCUGGCUCAUGCAGCUGCCGUAAAAUUGUACAAGACAAAGUAUCAGGAGUAUCAAAAGGGAAAAAUCGGGAUAACGCAUGUUGCUUUAUGGACGGUGCCGCACUCCCAUUCUCUUGAUGAUCGUCGUGCUUCAAUUCGAUCUCUCGAUUUUUCGCUCGGAUGGUUUAUGGACCCUCUGGUUUUUGGAGAUUAUCCUUCUUCAAUGAGAACUCUGGUUGGUGAUCGCCUUCCACAAUUCACAAAGGAACAAUCUGAGCUCGUGAAGGGAUCUUACGACUUCAUUGGCUUAAACUACUAUACUUCUUUUUAUGUGGUUGAUGCUGGUGUCUCCAUUAACAUCAGAAACAAAAGUUAUUCGACAGAUUCUAGAAGUAGUAUCUCAGUGGAGCGCAGUGGCAAACUGAUUGGUGAACAUAUUGGUUCAAACUGGAUUUAUUAUUAUCCACGAGGACUUUGGAAGAUGUUGCUUUACGUAAAGAAAAAGUAUCAGAAUCCCAUCAUUUAUAUUACAGAAAAUGGUGUUGAUGAUUCAAACAAUUCUACAAUGCUACUCAAGGCACUCAAUGACCAUUUCAGGAUCAAGUACUACCAUGGCCAUCUUUCUUUCCUGCAUAAAGCAAUCCGUGAUGGCGUCCAAGUCAAAGGAUUUUAUGGGUGGUCAAUAGUGGAUAAUUUUGAAUGGGCUUCUGGUUUUACGGUUCGUUUUGGACUCAACUAUGUGGACUUCGAGAAUGGGUUGAAAAGAAUUCCCAAGCUCUCGGCAAAGUGGUUCAAAGGAUUCCUCGAAAAAUAUUAG